Molecule: messenger RNA, 3513 nt
Organism: Cydia pomonella (codling moth)
Lineage: Eukaryota; Metazoa; Arthropoda; Insecta; Lepidoptera; Tortricidae
Gene: TORIP
Exons: 7
Coding region: 340-1545 (401 amino acids)
Biological process (GO): membrane organization
Cellular component (GO): membrane
Molecular function (GO): ATPase activator activity
Source: RefSeq, a predicted model, not a curated record
AGACGAACGAUGACUGAAAACGUGUCAAACACUUCAUAUUUACCGUAUCCGGUCGUGACUGUCGCGUGGACGCGAGUGUGACCGGUCGCACCAAUAUAGUGGUUCGGUACGUACGUCUAUUAGUACUUUAAUAUCAAAUGUCACUAUCACGUAGUGAUUAUAUGCUCUUUGGUCACUAUUGUCAAACGCGAACGUAUUGUUAGUUAUUGUAUUUCCUUAUCUCAUAACACGAAAAAUAGAUUGAUUGAUUUCCUUAUCUCAAAUUACUUAAUAUGAUUUUAAAAUUAUUACCUUCAGAGUUAAUUAAUAUAAAAUAGGAUAAGUAACAACUAUUUAUAAAUGAGUAUAAGUCAAGAAUUUGGGAGUAGGAGACGUGAGAUAAUACCAUCUGCGAGGAGAAGCAUUCAUCCUCACGAUCUGUCAGCUAACGCAGCAGAUAUGGUGCGAUAUGGCGAUGACAAUAGCAGCGACGACGAGCACCAGGAGGGCACGGAGGGAGUUGACGUUGUGGACAACGUUAUGAGCAAAUUUUCUCAUACUUCGAGCCCAGUUGCUAUGAGGAGAAGAAAUUCUAUGACACCCCCAAAUCUACAAUACACGGAUGAUUCUGAUGAACACGGUGUCGUAGCCAAAUCCUUACCCGCCACACUCCCGUCACGUUCAUAUUACAGUGACGACUUUGAUAGUUCGCGGACGCAGAGCAAACAUCUUAACAAGUCUGUCUCAGUAUCGCCGCGGCUUCGCGGCAAUAGAAGCGCGGACAGUCGAAACUCCAGCUUCGCCAGCAGAACUCCAAACGUUUCCCACAGAAUAAACCAGUCAAGCAGAGAACGAGAAGAAAAGACCUCGGGAAACAUAACCAAAUAUCUAAUCGGUCUGCUGACCGUAUUAUGCGCUACGUAUUACUAUGAUAUCUUUAGCUCGUCAGACCAGCAGGCUAGAUAUGAUGAAAUGAAGUUUCGCAGUGAUCUCAAUGAAUUGGGAGCGAAAUACAAAGUGACUGACGACUCGAUAUUACAGUUACAAGCAGGAAUCUCGACGAUAUUUGAAAGAGAAGAUACUAGCUGUUUCAUAUUUCUUUAUGACAGCCAGAAAAGUGAUUACGACCCUAGCAAGUUUGAUGGGUUCGUUGACAAUGUGGUUUCGAAUACGGCCAAAUUCUUACGCAACCACACCAUCCCAUCCAAGCACCGAGUCGUAGAUGGCGCCGACUUAAACAUGGGCAGUCACACGCAACUGGUGCGCGCGUACCAGGGCGACAUAGCGACGGCGGGGGUGCUCCUCGUCAAGGACGUGGCCCUCGUGCCGUCGCCGCUCGCCAUGGCCUUCCACUACUACUGCGACGAGUACCAGCCACUCGUCAGGAAGAGCGCCAUAUUCUUCACUUUGAACACCGCCAAAUGCCACAAUUCAGGCGAAAAAUCAUCUCAUGCAUCGGCGGAAAGAUGCCUGAAGGAAAAAUGGGAUACCGUCCCUAAAGACAACAUCGGGCCGCUCCUGACGAGGGUAGCGAACGUCGUGGUCGACGUCACCGAUGGCGUGUAACUUUCGUGUGAGAAUUACCUUUGAUAUAAAGGGCCGAAUCCGAGCAGAGCCUCUGGAGCUAUUAUUUUUGUCGGCAUAAAAUUUGUGGGUAUUUUUUAACCUUAUUUAAAGGCAGAGCAAAAAUUAGGCGCCGGUGAUCUAGUAUUUUGGAUGGCAAUCAAAGGUAAAGGCAAUUAGUAAAGUAGCUAGCGCUAGGCGACAGGAAAUACGAGUUAUGUACUCACAUAUGAGACGUUAUUAAUCAAAAUUAUAUUGUGCCGAUGAUCGAUCGAUUUCUAAUUGUAAUUACGCCUUAUUAUUAAGAGGUAUGGGUACAGUGAAUGUCAUCUCGCCAAAGCUCAGACACCGGUUAAAUUACCGAAUCGUUAUCAUGUGUACUUGGCGCAAAACUGUUUAAUUUCGGUUUCGUUCGUGAAACCGUUAUUUUUAAACAAGUUUUUAGGAGAUCAUUUCCAUACAGUUCUUGUCAGAUUAUACGGUUUAGAACAAUAGAAACCGGUUUCUUCCUUUGUCGGUGUUUUUGUCUUCGAGGCACACCACCGGGCCAGCCAGCCGUCUCAUUGCUCGUAACCCAUUCAUGGCCAAGACCCGUCGAGCUUACACAAUACGCCAGGCCGCCAUACAAACCGUUUUUAGCUAAAACGUACGACUCAGCUUAUGGGUCUCUGACCUGGCGCGUACGGUAAAUAAAUCGCCGCUUGUGAAGCCGGCCAGUUGAACAACAUUAUGCAACAUUUUUACUAACCACCUUUUUUCUGUGCCUAUAAAAAAAGGUUGCAGUUUGUAGGAAUGAACAUUUUUAUUUAUUUAAAUAUCUGUGUUUGUUGUUGUUGUUUUUUAGGUCUCAUCCUGGAAGUUGACCCAUUCCCAAUUUGACCCAUUUCCCGAUUUCCGAUUAAGAUGAAAUUUUGCAUGCAUAUGUAAAUCGGAUGACAAUGUAACAUUAUCAUUAACAUGGAGCUGAUCUGAUGAUGAAGAUAGAAAAUGGCCAUUCUGUGAUAAAACAAUGCAAACGAAUUGUGUCUGAGGUUGUUACAAUUGUCUCGAUAAGUAUUAGUUGCAUGUGAAAAACAAAGAACAGGCAGUGAUAAAAGCUUGCCAAAAAUUAAAAAUAAAACAAAAAAGUUCCGGUAAUUCAUAGCCAAGGUCACAAAAUACGAAAUCACUAAACAGCACAGGAGCAGUAUAAAGUUACCGACGAAUAAAUCGUGACUAAAUAAUAUUUCCCGUAUUACUCCAAAAUACAUCUCUAAUGGAUGGGAUGAAACACUUCUUGAACUCCUGUGAAAAAUACCAUAUGAAAGAUAAUACCGCCGCUCGGAUGCAUUCAUUGUUUAUUGUUCAAGUGUGUCCGAUAAGCUUACACUUGGUCGGUCGUUAUCUUUGUUUUGGUAAAAGUAAUUAUAAUAUAGUAACAAUAGACCACUUAAAAUGUAUUAUAGUACUUUCUUUCUAAUCUACAGUAAAAACCACGAAGACGCUUUAAAAAACUUGUAAAUACUUGUCACGCGCUAUUAUGAUAAUAGUUAGUGGUGAGGUGGUGACUGUUUCAACUGCCUUGUUUUAUAUUGUAACGAAAAAAAAAGAAUGAAUAUUAUCAUCACUGUAAGUAGGUAAUUGCCUACCCAAUACAACGAUCACCAAAUAUUAUGACAUAAAAGUACAGUGGGAGAAAAUCCUCGUUGCCUUACCCCUCACACAAAACAAAAUAUUAUUAUACUACGGCUUGGUAAAUGUUGCUUGCCAUCAUCUAAACAGUUAUCGGUUGUAAAAUGGUACAACAUCAAACAGCUUCAACAUGUAAUAAACUUUUAAACCAGCCAAUAAAGUAUAUUUUGGCCUGCUACGGAAACAUUUGUAGUUUUUACAAGUAGCGCCAGGCCACGGUGACCCAUCCCUGAGUCAUGUCAAUAACUUCUACAAUAUACAUAUUUUUGGUAUCUUUGAAAUAUAGAUUUUUCUGUUAGU